AUGUUGCUAGAAAAUAAAUUAAGUCUUGAGGACAUUGUGGAUAAACUCCCAGGUAAACGCAUUGUCAUGCGCGUUGAUUAUAACGUACCAAUUGCAAAUGGAGAGGUUUCCGAUUCUACUAGAAUUGUAGCAACUAUUCCAACUCUCAAAUUCCUAAUUGAACACCAAGUCAAGUCUAUCAUUUUGCUCUCCCACUGCGGCAGGCCCAAUGGCAAAGUUGACCCAAAGUAUACAUUGGCACCAGUAGCCCCAGUACUUAGCGAGUUAAUUAAAAUGCCUGUAAAAUUUAUCAACAACUGUGUUGGUGAUACUGUACUGCAGCAAUUGAACGAUGGAUUUAUAUUUUUAUUGGAAAACGUGAGAUUCCACGCAGAAGAAGAGGCCAAAUCUGGAUACGAAGAAUUCAGAAAACAAUUGACUUUGCUAGGUGACAUUUAUGUAAACGAUGCUUUUGGCUCGUCUCACCGUCCUCACUCAUCAGUUGUAGGUAUUGACCUUCCCUUAAAGGUAGCUGGGCUUUUGGUUAAGAGGGAACUAAAAUAUUUUGGAACUGUGCUGGAAUCCCCAAACCGCCCAUUUCUAUCCAUUCUUGGGGGUGCAAAGGUAAAGGAUAAGGUCAAAUUGAUCAUGAAUUUACUGGAUAAGGUCAAUGAGAUCAUCAUUGGAGGUGGGAUGGCUUACACCUUCCUCAAAGUUAAAGAGAAUAUGAGCAUUGGAAGUUCAAUUUUCGACCCAGAAGGGGUUCAAAUUGUACCAAAAAUUUUAGAAAAAGCUACUGAAAAGGGCGUUAAAAUUCACUUGCCCGUAGACUUCGUCAUUAAUAAUGGCUUCAAAAAUGAAGGUCCCAUCAAGAUCGUGGGCAAGGAAGAAGGUAUCCCAGAUGGCUGGGAAGGACUUGAUUGUGGUCCCGAAAGUUCCAAGCAGUUCCACAACGUGAUAAUUAAUGCCAAGACUAUUGUGUGGAAUGGUCCAUUGGGCGUGUUCGAAAUGUCUAAUUUUGCAAAGGGAUCACUCAGCUGUCUGGAUUCAUGUGUGGAAGCUAAGAAUAACGGUGCGGUAACUAUAGUGGGUGGAGGAGAUACAGCAGCGCUUGUUGAAAGUGUAAAUAAGGGCAGCCUAUUCAGUCACGUAUCAACGGGCGGUGGCGCUUCAUUGGAGCUUUUGGAGGGUAAAGUACUACCUGGAAUAGCUUCUUUGAGCGAUUCUUGCUAA
Messenger RNA from Babesia microti strain RI, 1212 nucleotides. Its product is annotated as phosphoglycerate kinase. Gene Ontology annotation, biological process: glycolytic process; gluconeogenesis. The record is from RefSeq and is a predicted model, not a curated record. The coding region runs from base 1 to 1212 and encodes 403 amino acids. Gene Ontology annotation, cellular component: cytosol. NCBI's taxonomy places the organism in Eukaryota, Apicomplexa, Aconoidasida, Piroplasmida, Babesiidae. Gene Ontology annotation, molecular function: ATP binding; ADP binding; phosphoglycerate kinase activity. The transcript has 2 exons.